AUGGAGUUGGUCGAGAUCAUUCGCUACGUCAGCAAGAGUGCUGAUGUGAACGCUGCGGCCGGCAAUUUUCACCAGUUCGUAAACUGCCCCCUCACUAGACAGUCGAUCACACAGUGGGAUAAGGACUUAGGCAAGAUUCGGUUUGAUGUGGCGCAUGAGGUUCGGAAGAGCAGCGUUGUCAGUGGUCUUCAGCUCCAAGUCGCAGUCAAUUCCGUUCUUUACAUUCUCGCGGACAACAUUCUUGCGGACGAUAUUUGGGACUUCAAUGAUUUCCUCAUGGUCGCACCAUCUCUGCACGACAUCGUGGCGUUCGGGGAUGAUGCAGGACGAGGAACAUCUUGCGUAUCGAUUCUCUUCUAUGUCAAUGCCUCUGGAUCUUCGCUUAACCGUGCAGAGGUGGUAAAGGCUUUGAGGCCGCAAGUUCUUGGCGAGCGCCUUGCUCGAGCGCACGGCAAGUCUAGAGGCAAGGACCCAUUUACAGGAGAGACAUGGAAACAACUUCGGAUUGAGCGCCUGCCUCCCAUUUCGACAUCCGUUGCCCAAUCUUUGGACGUAGGAAUAAUUAACACAUUCAAACGACACUACCUCGAGAUGCUCAGCAACAAAUCAGUUACAAAGGAGUACGCCACUGAGGAGAAGAUCACCAACAGUGAGGCAUGGUCAUAUAUUCCGUACGCGUGGUCUCAUGUCAAGGCUUUGACGGUUAUGGGCGGGGACAAGAUUCAGUUUUCCUUCGACAAGAACCAAAAGGGUGCACAGGAUAUGGCAGAGGAGAUCAAGCAGAAGGUGCGCAAGAAGAUUGCCCUCUAUCGAGCGUGA
Linnemannia hyalina is the source of this 819-nucleotide messenger RNA. The record is from the annotation of a GenBank genome assembly. NCBI's taxonomy places the organism in Eukaryota, Fungi, Mortierellomycota, Mortierellomycetes, Mortierellales, Mortierellaceae.